UUGUAUUUUAGCCAGACGAUAUGGUUGUCGACCGCUCCUUCGGAGCCGCUGACGCACUGGUACCAAGUUCGAUGCCUGAUUGACUACCCGUUGCUGGGACAGCUCGGAAGUAAAUGCUCAGGAAGACUGGUGUUGUCGGCAAACGCGCGCCAGAGCUACGACGUAGAACUGGAGAUGACGUGCAACGGUCAGACAGGCCGCAAUCUUUUGGAUCUGAAAAAUCCAUGCUUUCGUUACACUGGUCAACCCAUACAGCCACCACCGGGACACCUAACCACUUCGCCAAGCGAUUCCAGUUACUGGAAUGCGCCUCAUUCGCACUCCGUUGGCGACGAUGCACUGUCACUGAGUAACAGUAAUGUGAGUCCCUAUAACAUGGUGAAUGGCACGUUAGGUGAUAAUAUUCCGGACCUGUCUACUCUACAGUCGAUGCAGAACGGCUCGAACGGUCUAUCUCCUGCUGGAAACGUUUUUGGCCUAGCCACUGCCACUCAUGGUAUUGACGCCAUCGAAAAUCAUACCGGCUCGGACGUCGCCUGGGUUACCACGGACCGCGCAGGCUGUUGGGGGACUGAGGCAGACUGCGAAAAGUCGGCGAUCAGAAUCUGCUCAUUGUCCUCUGCCAGCCGAGGGCGUAGCAGCACAACGACGGCUUACGACGACCGACGCAACGACGGCGAAGAUACCAGUCAGCAAGGAGUCGCUACCCGUUCUGAACGGAGGAGGCAGACAGUGCGAUGCCAUUAUGGGACAUCCGAAAAUCUUCAACCAGAACGACACCGGUAG
This is a messenger RNA of Soboliphyme baturini, 786 nucleotides long. Lineage: Eukaryota; Metazoa; Nematoda; Enoplea; Dioctophymatida; Soboliphymatidae. The record is from the annotation of a GenBank genome assembly.